AUGGGCCAAAUGGUGAAGAAGACCCAGAGCCAACGUUCCCGUUUAUUCUCCCUAACUCUCUACGCCAUCAUCCUCACCACAGGCUUCACGCUCACGCUCACCGCCUUCAGCACAGAUUCUCUAUUCGAACACGGACAUCAUCAUUGUCACCGACUUCCCCUCCAUGCUCAACAUAUCCUCAACAAAUGUUCGACACUGAACGCGAAACCAGCUCCACCACCUGAUUUCUAUGAACGCGGACAAUCGGACAGGUUCGUGCGCGGAACGAAACCUACGUUGAUACGGAAUGCAACGUUGUGGACAGGAGCUGUCGAUGGUCUUGAGACUAUCAGAGGGGAUCUGUUGAUGGAGGGAGGGAUCAUAAAGGCGGUGGGGAAUGUGGAUGCGGGAUUGUUGAAGCAGCACGAGGCGUAUGAGUCUAUUGAUGCGAAGGGUGCUUGGAUUACGCCUGGAAUCAUUGAUAUUCACUCCCAUCUCGGAGUCUUCUCGUCGCCUUCCUUGAGUGGUUCGGGUGACGGUAACUCUUUCAAAGGGACCAUUCAACCCUGGCUCCGUGCUCUCGAUGGGUUGAACACACACGACGAGGGUAUGAAGCUCGCUAUUGCCGGAGGCGUCACCACGUCGCUCAUUCUCCCUGGAUCUGCCAACGCUAUCGGUGGGCAGGGCUUCGUUAUCAAGUUAAGGCCUACGGAGGAAAGAUCUACGAGCGCUAUGUUGCUGGAGCCUCCGUUCGAGUAUAAUGGGACCGGAGUAUACCCUUCUGAGUAUCCCAGGUGGAGGCACAUGAAGCAUGCUUGCGCCCGGAUAUACGACGACACACGAAUGGACUCUGUCUGGGCCUGGCGUCAAGCGUACGAUACCGCACGCAAAUUCAAGAAAGAGCAAGACGACUUCUGCGCCGCUGCUCAAGCUGGGCGCUGGGAUGCCCUCGAAGGUAAAUCGUUCCCAGAGAAUCUGCAAUGGGAGGCUAUGGUGGAUAUCUUGAGGGGAAAGGUCAAGGUCCAAACACACUGUUACGAGGCUGUGGAUUUCGAUAACUUCGUUCGGUUGACGAACGAGUUUCAAUUCUCCGUCGCUGCAUUCCAUCAUGCACACGAAGCUUACCUCGUCCCAGAGAUCCUCAAGAGAGCCUACGGACCCACGCCUGCGGUCGCCAUCUUCUCCGUCUUUUCGAGGUACAAACGCGAAUCGUCACGCGCUUCCGUAUUCGCUGCGAAAGUCCUGAACGAGGCCGGGAUCCGUGUUACAAUGAAGAGUGAUCAUCCGGCCAUUCAAUCGAGGUAUCUACUCCAUGAGGCGCAACAAGCGCAUCAUUAUGGGCUGCCAAGUUGGGCUGCGUUGGCUGCUGUGACGAGCACGGGUGCGGGGAUUAUUGGGAUGGAUCAUAGAAUUGGGUAUCUCAAGGAGGGAUACGACGCCGACCUCGUAAUCUGGGACUCACACCCCCUCUCCCUCGGCGCCACCCCAACGCAAACCUACAUCGACGGAAUCGCACAACUCCCGUCCCCGCACACCAUCACCUCGCCCAAAUCAUCCGACCUCCUCCAUGCGCCUAAGGUACCGAACUACGAUAAGGAGGCGGAGAAGGCGGUCAGGUAUGAGGGGUUGCCGCCGUUGAUGGAUGUCGCGAGUUUGGAGGGGACGGUCGUGUUUAGGAAUGUUUCGAGGGUUUAUAAGAGGGUUCCGGUUGAGGACGUUGAAGUGGGUGGGGUAGGUGAGGGUGUUGGUGUGAGAGAGGUUACGGAGGAGUAUGUGGUUGGACGAGCUCUGAAUUCGGUAGUGAACGGCGACGUCCUCGUCCGCGCUGGUCGUCUCAUACCCUCCUCCCUCGUCUCUUCCGCCGAUAUCGCGUCGACUCUAGCUCAGGGAGGGGUGAGAGUCAUGAACGUGGGAGGAGGAUCGUUAUCGCCAGCGUUGGUGGGCGCAGGGACAAGCAUCGGUUUACAGGAGAUCGCAAUGGAAGACAGUACGGUGGAUGGGGAUGUCUGGGAUAUCUUUAUCGAUGGUGGGAAAGGGGAGGGAUUGUUAGGGAACGAGACGGUGAUCAGGGCAGUGGAUGGGUUGCAGUUCGCUACCAGGGAUGCUUUGCUCUCGUACCGGAACGGCGUGACGACGGCGCUCACGUCGCCCACCUCCAGUGGCUUCCUCUCCGGCCUCGGCGUCGCUUUCUCGCUUGGAACGCCACAUAAGCUGGCGAAAGGAGCGGUAGUGCAGGAUGUGACGGCGUUACAUGUCGCGAUUGAUCAUCAGAGUGUGAGGCCGAGCGUUAGUACGGAGAUUAGUGCUUUGAGGAGAUUGUUGGUGGGUGGGGAGGGCUGGUGGGGGAGGGUCGUGAAGGGCGAAAUCCCACUCGUUGUCCAUGCACAAAACGCGGAUAUUAUCGCUACGCUCCUCAGGCUCAAACACGACGUCGAAGCCAGCGGUGCAGGAACGAAGAUCAAGAUGACGAUCCUAGGAGGGACGGAGGCCCACCUCCUCGCGAAGGAGAUCAAAGAGGCGGGCGUGGGCGUCAUCGUCGCUCCGGUGCGGAGCUAUCCGUAUAGCUGGGAGGAUAAGAGGAUUAUGCCCGGCCGCCCCCUGAGCGCUAAAGGUCUCGUUCCUUAUUUAUUGGAGCAUGGGAUAGAGGUAGGUAUCGCACCGCAGGGAAUCGACGAUUUCACGCCGGCCAUGGCCGCUUGGGCUGUCCAAAACCUGAGGUUCGACGCAGGAUGGCUCGUCUCCGACGGCCUCCCCACCGCCCUCGCCCUCUCCCUCGCCUCCUCUAACGUCGACAACCUCAUGGGCGUCCACGCGAACCCGGAAGAGACUGACCUGGUGGUCACGAGGGAUGGGGGGUUGUUGGAGUUUGAGGGGAAGGUUGUGGCGGUGAUAAGUCCGGGGAGGGGGGUUGUUGAUGUUUUUUAG
Messenger RNA from Stereum hirsutum FP-91666 SS1, 2904 nucleotides. Its product is annotated as composite domain of metallo-dependent hydrolase. Gene Ontology annotation, biological process: purine nucleobase catabolic process. The record is from RefSeq and is a predicted model, not a curated record. The transcript is spliced from 16 exons. Gene Ontology annotation, molecular function: allantoinase activity. NCBI's taxonomy places the organism in Eukaryota, Fungi, Basidiomycota, Agaricomycetes, Russulales, Stereaceae. Bases 1 to 2904 code for a protein of 967 amino acids. Gene Ontology annotation, cellular component: cytoplasm.